This is a messenger RNA of Podospora anserina S mat+, 828 nucleotides long. RefSeq lists its product as uncharacterized. Gene Ontology annotation, cellular component: proteasome core complex. Bases 1 to 828 code for a protein of 275 amino acids. The transcript has 3 exons. The record is from RefSeq and is a predicted model, not a curated record. NCBI's taxonomy places the organism in Eukaryota, Fungi, Ascomycota, Sordariomycetes, Sordariales, Podosporaceae.
AUGGAUCACCGCCCGCAAGCCUGGGGUCGUCCCAGAGAUGAUGUCUACGGCGCCUACGAUGCCUCCUACCUCAACAACAGCGGUCCCAGAACCGUCACACAAUCACCCGUCGUAACAGGCACCUCGGUCAUCGCAAUCAAGUACAAGGACGGCGUCGUUAUGGCGGCCGAUAACCUGGCCUCCUACGGCUCUCUAGCCCGCUUUACCGACGUCAAGCGCCUCCGCACCUUCCUCGACACAACCGUCAUCGGCUUCGGCGGCGACGUUUCCGACAUGCAGUUCCUCGACCGCCACCUCAAAGAGCUAGCCACCGACGAAUCCUACGAGGUGGAGCCAACCCUCGACGACGAAGACGACGAAGAAUCCUCCUCUUCCAAACCCGGCCACCUCAACGCAGCCAACCUCUUCAAGUACCUCCAAAAGCUCAUGUACCAACGCCGCAACUCGUUCGACCCCCUCUGGAAUCAGAUCCUCGUUGCCGGGCUCGACUCGGACUCGAAGCCCUUCCUCGCUUCUGUUGACUUGAGGGGAACAUCUUUCACUUCCCCGUCGUUGGCUACCGGGUUUGGCGCGGCGUUGGCUCAGCCCAUUAUGCGCAAGUACGCUGGCACAGAGGAGGACGCUGCCAAGCUUACGAGGGAGCAGGCGGUGGAGGUGGUCAAGGAGUGCAUGAAGGUGCUUUUCUACCGUGAUGCUAGGUCGCUGGAUCGGUAUUCCAUUGCGGUGGUGAACAAGGAUGGGAUUGAGCUCAAGGAGGAUGAGCAGCUCGAGAAGCAGAGUUGGGCGUUUGCUGAGCGGAUCAAGGGGUAUGGCACGCAAACUGUCUAA